Molecule: messenger RNA, 772 nt
Organism: Spirodela intermedia
Lineage: Eukaryota; Viridiplantae; Streptophyta; Magnoliopsida; Alismatales; Araceae
Source: the annotation of a GenBank genome assembly
AUGUACAAGCAGAGGCUACAUGAGCUGUGCCAGAAGAAACAGUGGGCAAAACCACUGUACACGAGCUCCUGGAUCGGGCCGGACCACAUCCCUCGCUUCCAGGCCUCCGUCACCGUCAAUGGGGUCACCUUCGACGGGCCAAAGGAUGUGCUCUUCGGGACGCAGAGGGAGGCCCAGAACGGGGCCGCCCGCCUCGCCGUCGACGAGCUCGUUUCGUCCUCCUCCGCGGCGGUGACGGCGGCGCCACCGUCUCCGAGGCCACUAGCGGAGCCUUCGUGUAAGCACCGUCGAAUUCGCGUGUUGUUUCUUCCAAAAUCUCGUCAGUUUGGCGCGUCUCAUUCUAUUUAAACAGUUCUGGAGUGAUCUGAGGGGCCGAUGAUCGUGCUACCUCCUCCGAUCCUUGUUCACUGUUUGUAUAGUUGUUGAAUAUCUGUGAAAUUCUUUGGUGAAGUUAGUCAUCGAUCGAUGGGUACGAACCCUGUUGUAUAUAGUCUCAAAUGGGUAAUGUACUAUGAUUUCCACUUCCAUCUUUGAUCUGCAAUAGCCCACGAUCUGAUCUUUACCAAUUCGUCGAAGAGGAUUCAACAUGACCCACUGGAAUUAGCAUUAAUUUUUUAUAGUCCUCUUGAAUUAGUAUCUCUUAUUUCUGUAUAACUCAGCAUCCAGUUCAUGUUUUGGUGCGAUCUCCGAUUUCUGUAGCCUCUUCUCCUGAGAAGCUUGAGGUGGACGAAAACCCAUCGAGGAAUGAAGAAUUGAAAAAUCUUGGGCCUGA